Copidosoma floridanum is the source of this 1788-nucleotide messenger RNA. RefSeq names its product serine palmitoyltransferase subunit I (gene Spt-I). Gene Ontology annotation, molecular function: pyridoxal phosphate binding; serine C-palmitoyltransferase activity. NCBI's taxonomy places the organism in Eukaryota, Metazoa, Arthropoda, Insecta, Hymenoptera, Encyrtidae. The record is from RefSeq and is a predicted model, not a curated record. Gene Ontology annotation, cellular component: endoplasmic reticulum. Gene Ontology annotation, biological process: ceramide biosynthetic process; sphingosine biosynthetic process.
UAUAUUAUGAUAAGUGAUAAGUGACUCAAAAAAGCGUAAACGGAGAUUCAGUAACAUUUCGUUGGCUUUUUUGUCCCAUCGAAUAAAUAAUUCAUGAAUGUGACAAUGCCUAUAAAAGAAUGAAAGCGCUCAACCAGAGAGCUGAAUAGUCGAGGUUAGACGACAUUUUUCACAUCAAGUGGUUUACAAUUUAUAACGUUUAGAGUUAAAGUGAAAGUAAUAAAUUAUAAAAAUGAGUUCGAAAUUCGUGUUUUUGGAAUCCAUGGACAUAUUGAGCACUAUACCUCAAUAUCACACAAUACUCGUGGCUUUCACAGUCCUGUGGAUAGCCUGGUUUUUUGCCAAGAGGAGGUAUCAAUCAGAAGACAAUACAGCCGACGAAUUUGAGCGAAGGUUGGAGCAGUGGACACCAGAGCCACUUGUACCAGAGGUCCAAAAGGACCAUCCUUUCUUGAAUCCGAAAAAAGUAACCUCCAGAAUUGGCAAAAGAAUAAACGUCAAUGGACACGACUGUUUGAACUUGGGCACUCAUAAUUAUUUGGGAUUGACAGAGAAUGCGGACAUUGAAAAAAAAGCUGUCGACUCCAUACAAAAGUAUGGAGUUGGUUCUUGUGGGCCAAGAGGCUUUUAUGGUACUGUGGAUGUGCAUUUAGAACUAGAGGAGCGUCUGGCACAGUUUAUGCAAAUGGAAGAAGCUAUUGUUUAUUCCUAUGGUUUUAGUACCAUUGCAUCAGCGAUACCUGCUUACUGCAAGCGAAACGACCUAGUUUUUGUCGACGAGCAGGUCAACUUUUCUAUACAAAAAGGACUUGAUGCAGCCAGAUCGAAUAUUAAAUAUUUUAAGCACAAUGAUGUAAAAGACCUUGAGAAUCUGUUAGAAACUUAUGUUGGUUCAACCAAAGUAAAAUCAAACAAAGUUGAAAGAAGAAGAAAGUUUUUGAUCGUAGAAGGUAUUUACAUGAAUACUGGUAUGGUUUGCCCAUUGCCUCAACUAGUUGCUCUGAGUAGAAAGUACAAACUGCGUAUUUUUGUUGACGAAUCUAUAUCGAUUGGAACUGUUGGAGCCACUGGACGAGGUGUCACUGAACAUUUCAAUGUUCCCAGACAUGAAAUUGACAUGAUCAUGGGAUCCUUGGAAUUGACAAUUGGUUCCAUUGGUGGGUUUUGCGUAGGUUCUUCUUUUGUCAUUGAACACCAAAGAUUGUCAGGGUUAGGCUACUGCUUUUCAGCUUCACUGCCACCCCUUUUGACCUCGGCAGCUAUUGCUUCAUUAGAAAUAAUGGAAAACAAACCAGAGUUGUUCAGUGCACUCAAAAACAACUGCAUGAAGUUCGAUGAAGGCAUCAAAAAUAUUAAUUUAUUUGAGUGCACAAGUGAUUCGGAAUCCCCUGUUAAGCAUUUAUACUUGAAGGAACAAAUGGACCACAAUAAGGAGCUAAAGUUGCUCCAAGAAAUAUCCAACAAGUGCAUUGAAAAUGGUCUAAUGGUUAUCACACCAGCUUACCUAGAUGCCGAGAAAAAACGUCCACGUCCCAGCUUGAGGGUGUGCAUUUCUGCUGCUUUGGACACUAACGACAUUAAUUUUGCUCUAACUACAUUGAAAAGUUGCGCUACACAGAUUUUGUCAUAUUCUGUUCAGUAGAUGAUGAUUUUUCAAUCACUUAAAUACAAGAACAAAGUUUUAUCAUUAUGUAGUAUGUAACAUGUAAAAAUAAUUAAAACCAUCUUUUAUGAAGUAACGUCUGUAUAUGACUUAUAGUUUUAAAUAAAAUUUGUUUAAAAUAAAAA